Stegostoma tigrinum is the source of this 8065-nucleotide messenger RNA. RefSeq names its product regulator of G-protein signaling 6-like. The coding region runs from base 314 to 1777 and encodes 487 amino acids. Gene Ontology annotation, biological process: regulation of G protein-coupled receptor signaling pathway; intracellular signal transduction; G protein-coupled receptor signaling pathway. The transcript is spliced from 18 exons. NCBI's taxonomy places the organism in Eukaryota, Metazoa, Chordata, Chondrichthyes, Orectolobiformes, Stegostomatidae. The record is from RefSeq and is a predicted model, not a curated record.
UGAGUGAUAAAGGAACGAGUGAGUGAGUGAGUGCAGAACAGUCAGAAUUGAGCUCCAUCUCUUUCUCUCUCUCUCUCUCUGACACACACACAUCCACUCACUCACCUGGGAUCCAGCCUCCAGAGCAAGCCGAGCUCAAACAAUAAAACAAACAAGGGGAAACAAUCCACCUCAACAGAUUGCUUCCACUUCCACCAGCUAAUUAUGCUCAUCGUUGCCUGAUUCUUCUGCCGCCGCUGGAAAGAAGGGGGAACGGAGAGGGGGGAGAAAAAGUCAUUCCUCGGUUGCUAAGAGUCCCGCACAAAGUCCUGGCAUGGCCCAGGGAUCGACUGAACAAGCGACGUGUAGGGCUAAUGAGCCCGAAGAGAGCUCUCCCAACAUGUUGGUGUACAGAAAGAUAGAAAAUAUCAUCACACGGAUGCAAGAUGACAAAGCUGGUGGAGUGAUGAUCCGAACAGUGAAGAGCUUCCUGUCAAAGAUUCCCAGCGUCAUCACAGGUGCUGACAUUGUGCAAUGGUUGAUGAAAAGCCUGAACAUUGAAGAUCAAGGCGAAGCAAUACACUUAGGCAGUCUCAUCGCUGCACAAGGAUACCUGUUUCCGAUUUCAGACCAUGUGCUGACAUUAAAGGAUGAUGGUACAUUUUACCGAUUUCAAGCUCCAUAUUUUUGGCCAUCAAACUGCUGGGAACCGGAAAACACAGACUAUGCGAUCUACCUGUGCAAGCGGACAAUGCAGAAUAAAGCAAGACUGGAACUUGCAGAUUAUGAAGCCGAAAAUUUGGCGAGGUUGCAGAGAGCAUUUGCAAGAAAAUGGGAGUUCAUCUUUAUGCAAGCAGAGGCCCAAGUGAAGAAAAAGGACAAGACGGAACGUAAGAUCCUGGACAGCCAAGAAAGAGCAUUUUGGGAUGUUCAUCGACCUGUUCCUGGCUGUGUGAACACCACCGAAAUGGACAUCAGGAAGUGUCGUAGGAUGAAAAACCCGAACAAAGUGAAGAAGUCGGUGUAUGGGGUUUCUGAAGACUCACAGACACACAGUCCUGUACAUUCACUUGCAUCAACAGCUAAGCAACCUGCAAAAGACGAUCUGAAGAAGCAGAUCACCUUAUUAAAUAUCCAGCUAGACAGACAUUGCUUAAAAAUGUCCAAAGUAGCUGAAAGUUUGGUCAGUUAUGCAGAACAGUAUCUGGAAUAUGAUCCCUUGCUGACACCACAAGAUCCACCCAACCCAUGGAUCAGUGACGACAGCACAUUCUGGGACAUGGAAGCCAGCAAAGAGCUCAACCAGCAGCGUGUGAAGAGAUGGGGGUUCUCCUUCGAUGAGGUGCUAAAGGACCCCGCGGGUCGAGAACAAUUUCUAAAGUUCCUAGAAUCGGAGUUCAGCUCUGAGAAUUUGAGGUUUUGGCUAGCGGCAGAGGACCUGAAGAAACAACCACUUGUGGAAGUCCCGGGCAAGGUUCAAGAAACGUGGCAGGAAUUUCUUGCUCCAGGCGCACCGAGCGCCAUCAACCUGGACUCCCAUUCAUAUGAGAUAACCAGUCAGAAUGUCAAGGAUCCAGGAAGGUACACCUUUGAAGAUGCACAGGAGCACAUCUACAAAUUGAUGAAAAGUGACAGCUACGCCCGCUUUCUGCGUUCCAGUGCAUAUCAGGAGCUUCUACAAGCUAAGAAAAAGCCUGAAAAUGAGCAGGGUCGCAGAACCUCGCUGGAAAAAUUCACUCGCAGUGUGGGUAAGUCAUUGACUGCAAAACGUCUUACUGGUCUCAUGCAGUCCUCCUGACGGACACCGAGCUGCCUGCUGCAGAAAAUGAAGGAGCUUGUACCUGCACUCCCAGCAAUCACCACAUGAAGGAGCCAUUGUGAAGGGUCGUGCUGUACAACCAGACAAAACGAUCAUUUUGGAACAUUGUAAUCUUUCUUCUGUGCAGAAUGAAUUUUGAGUUACUGCAGAUGUCAUUGAAAAAUCUCUUUUUAUUUAACAGAACAACGGGUUAGUUCCAGGCAUGAUGGAGCAGAAAUGGAAUUUUUGGCUGUCAGUGAAACCAGAAAGUAGUUUCUGGCCAUCUGCAUCGAAAGACGAAGGUUUGAUGAAAUGCUCAUGUGUUCGGUUUUGUAUCCAGUCAGUGUUCUGCACAGUUGAGCAAUACGUGUCAGGGAUAUGUGAAUUGCGUCCUGUAGAAGUCACUUCCUUCCCUGCCUCUCAUUCACAGCUGAUAGCAGCUUCCACAGACAGAUUUAUAUUUCAACUUAACCGCCUGUCUUUGCUGUUAUUUAUUUAUCAGUCAUGAAACAUCUCACAGCAUAGUUAAUGGCAUUUAAUGUGUCUUCUGAUGGCUAUAAAGGAGCAGCUCGUGCAUGCAGCUCAGAGUGAAACGGGUCAUUUACUUGAUGCUGACUCGCUGCAGAGGUGAGGAAAGAAAUCACGCCAGACCAUUGCAUCAGUUAGCCUUCAGCUCAGGUUUUAUCAUAGGAGCUGCAAUUGUGUUGCAAUUAGUUACAGCCAAAAUGUCUUAACUCCAUUGCUACAUCUUAAUGCUGUGUUACUUAUAAAUACUUCAUGCCAUUCUGGGAUUUUAUUUGGUGAUCUUAGAGAAAAAGCAACUUUUGAAAAAUAAGUUUACUGGCCAAUAUUUUGGUUCCUCAACUAACCACCAAAGCAGAUUAAUUGGGUAUUUAUCUCAAGACUUUACUGUGCACCAGUUGUGGCUGUAUUUUACAUAAUCAGAUCUGACUACACUUCCAAAGUGUUUUGUUGUCCUCUGAGAUCUUUGAGACAUUUUAAUUUUCUGACUGUGGCAAAUUGAAGGAAGAUCUUUCUUCUUCCUCAUCACCUGCAGGGUAUUUUCCUGUUUCCUGUCAAAUUUCUAUUCCAAUUAAGUCACUUUCAAUUAAAUUAAAUAACACAAAUUAAUUAAAAUUAAAUUACAUUGAAUCUGUAAAAUAAGAAUAGCCCUUAUCAAAAUGCAUUAGCUCUCAGUUUUCAGCAUUGUAGUUCAUUUCCGUUUACAUGCUCAUGCAAGUUUAUUAAUGUUCACUUAUAUUUUAUCUCAAUUGUCCUCUAUCAUCUGUACACCGCCCCCCAUUUCCCCACACAUGUACACAAUUUUCAAAUUCGGUAAUUAUACUUACGAUUCCAGAAAAUGGUGAACAAUUCUAGUUCCAACUCCAGGUUCCGUGGACCAUCACUUCUUGCCUUCCCCAGUUACUUUUCAUCCCUUAGUUUUUGUUUUCAGAACCGUAGCCACUUUGCUCUCCAUACUGCUCGUCUCUUCCGGUGACUCCUCGUUCUGUGACUUCUGUCAUGAGCUCAUUGUGCAGCACUUUAUCAGAAGCAAACAAACAUGGAAUUCUGGAAACUCAGCAGGCCUGGCAAUACUUGUGGAGUGAGAAACAGAGAUAAUAUUUUGAAUCUUUUUCAAAAUAAUUCUUCUCAAAACUCAAGUACAUUGCAUAUGAACAUAAGAAUUGGGAGGAGCAGACCAUUGUCACGACUUGAACCUGCUUCAUCUUUCAAUAAGAUCACGCAAGCCCCACCCCCAAAUAUUCCCGCCUGUGCUUGAUCAUUUUAGUUUCUCGACGAGUCAGUCUACUUCUGCAUCAACAGAAUUCAAUGACUCUGUCUCCACCAUUCUCUGGAGCAGACUCAGAAAACUCUGAGGAAAAUAAAAACUCUACAUUUCCAUCUUAAAUAUAAGACUGUGUUCCUUACAAGAUCUACUGCAUUACCCAAAACUACACUUUCUCUGACUGCAAUAUCCUUGGUCCAGCAUGGAAUUCCUUUGAAAUCCACAUUCAUUGCUCUGUUGUAGUUCUAGACAGUUUCCAUUUAAGGUAAAGAUUCCAAUAGCUUUCCUAAUACCACUGUUAAGUUAAAUAGAUAUCUCCAGUUCCCUGGAUGUAUUCUGUCUCUUUUCUUACUUAUAGGAAUCAAAACACUAUCCAUCAUUCCUUUCACUACACCACUUCCUGAAUAAUCUACUUUUCACCUAACUGUAGGGAUUCUAUGGUUCUUUUAGCAUGUGUGGUGCCUCCAAUUGAGGUCAGGGGUUUUAUCCCCUCUAAGUAGAGUCACGAGAUGUGAGAUCAAAGAUCCACAGCAUAGAAAAAGCCCCUUCAAGGCCCAUCAAAUCCAUCCUGGUGAGAAACCAAGCACCUAACGAUUCAAGAGAUAGUAAGAACUGCCGAUGCUGGAGCCAGAGAUAACACAAGAAAAGGGUCCCGACUGAAAUGUCCCUUUUCUGAAGAAGAGUCCCGAACAGAAACAUCAACUUUCCUGCUUCUUGGCCUGCUGUGCUCCUAUACCUAACAUUUAUACUUCUACUUUCCAAGCACUUGGCACAUAAACACGUAUGGCUUCAUAGAAUCCCAACAGCAUGGAAACAGGCCAUUUGGCCCAACAAGCCCAGACCAACCCUCUUGGGAGAAUCCCACCCAUACCCAUCCCCUAUCCCUGUAACCUUGUAAUUCCCAUUGCUAAUGCACCUAACCUACACAUCCCUGAACACAAUGGGCAAUUUAGCAUGGCCAGUCUACCUAGCCUGCACAUCUUUGGACUGUGGGAGGAAACCAGAGCACCUGGAGGAAACCCACGCAGACCCAGGAGAUUGUGCAAACUCCAUGCAAACACUCAGCCAACGGUGGGAUUGAACCUGGGUCCCUAGUGCCAUGAGACAGCAGUGCUAACCACUGUGCCACCGUGCUGCCUUGUCUUUGUGUCUUCCAGUGGUCUCCCUGUUAGCUGUCAGCAAUAUCCUUAUGUAUUUUUGGUCUGAUGUCAUUAGCCUCUAUGAUAAAUUCUGACAUAAACUCAAUAUUUUUGACAAUUUCCAUGACUUUAUCUCUAAUGUUUAAAGAAGAUGAUUUAUCAUUCUAUCCAACAUUUGUCCAGCAGCCAAUACCAUUAAAGUAGUCACUAUUGCCCUUUGACAAUUUAGUCAUGUUAGAAGACUAUUACUGUAACAGUAUGUUGAUGCAACUUUUUUAAUGUCCAAUACAUGAGCAAUGCUAGUGCAGCACCUCCCAAAACAGAGGGCGCUAACUGCUUUAAGUCUCACUGACAGCCCCAGGAGAACGUUUUAUAAUUGGUUGUGUUCUUGAAAAUUAUAUUGUAGCAAAAUCUCCACUUUCGUAUAUAUGUAGAAAACCAUGUAAAAAAUAUAUAAAUUGAAGCAUGUACAUAUUUAUAACAAAACUGGGAAAAAGUUGCAUUUUUUUGCUUCAUCUUGCUCAUUGUGUCAUUUCGUGGGCAGAGAAUGGUUGUACAGUUCAUUACAUAGAUAGCGAUUUCAAUUAAAAUUUCGUUAAAGGUUUGUCCUAUGGUCCUUGUUGCAGCCCAGUAUGUUUCAGAGAUAAUUUGUCACGACAUUUUUUAGCACCUUUUACGUUGAUAACACUGACCCUGCAUUAUGACCAUGAGAAUGCUAUAUGCUUUACAUUUACUGAUGCAGGGAAUCUCUCUGUCUUUCCUGAUCCAUGCCCUUUAACAUGGCAAUGGGCAUAGACAUUGUAAUAACAGAGACAGGAAAAAUAGUUCCAUCAUCAAAAUACUUUAUUAGCACAUUCUAAGAAAACAAAAUAAGCGUUCUCUUUACAUGUAUAUACUUUUAAGAAUCUUAGAUCAUAGUAUCUGUAACAAAAUAAUUUAUGAAAAGUGCUGAGUUUUUGGUCAAAAGCAGCAAACUGCUAUAACAUUGAGAUGGAGUUCUGCGAUAACCACAGCCUUGGAAAGGAUUGGAUUAUUUGGUAGUAGAUCGGAAAUCCAAAGAAAAUCCAACCACAAGUUUAAAUCAAGGUUAAUUGGUGCAAUCUGUGUUACUUUUGUCUUCAUUAUGCAGUUCCUCAGUCCACUUCUUUGUAAUCAAGUUGUCAGCUCCUAAUCUUUUAAGUCAGCCCAAGUGUGACUUGGUGUUAGAUCUCGUCUGAAGCACUCAUGUGAAUCAUAUUGAGAUUUUUCUUUUGUCUGUGAAUGGUGCUAUAAAAGUACAAGCUGUUGCCGUCUGAAGUAGAAAAUAAGGUUGGAUUUGAGUGCCUACAGCAUUAGAGUUCAGAACAGGUCCAGAUGGGAGUGAAUUAAAUGGCUCAGAAAGUGGUUUGGUGACAACGUGUAUUGGAAUGUUAAUAGCAAUGUCAAGCACUAUAUCCUCAAUUUUCAUAGAAUCCUAAGGUGUGGAAACAGACCACUCAGCCCAUUGAGGCCAAACCAACCCUUCAAAGAGCAUCUCACCCAGUCCCACCCCCUUACCUAUCCCUUAAUCCUGCAUUUCCCAUGGUUAACCCACCUAACCUACACAAUUUAGCGUGGCUGAUCCACCGAACUUGCGCCUCUUUGGACUAUGAGAGGAAAGCACAGCACCUGGAGGAAACCCACGCAGGCACAGGGGGGAUGUGCAAACUCAAUAUAGAUACCCACGAAUGGAAUCGAAAUUGAGUCCCUAGUGCUGUGAGGCAUCAGUGCUAAUCACUGAGCCUCUGUGCCACCCCUUCACUCCAGUGAAUUCCAGAAGCUGUGGGAAAAGACCAAAGAUUUCCAGCCAGGUGAAAACAUUCCAACACAUUAUUGUAUACCAGCCUUACAAGUUUGGAAUAACAUCUGGAGAGAGCUGGAAGAAGUUUAACCUCUUGCCCCAGAAUACCCAAAAGAGCCAGAGAGUAAGAAAAAGAUAAAAUGCUCUAUUUUCAAAUAAAAGAGUUCAAAGUAAUUACACCGACUAAAAUUAAGGGCAAGAAUUGAAAUCAAUGAAAAUCAAUUUGUGCAGAAUCAAACUCAGGCUCUGAGUUGGAACACUACAUCUUCUUAACUGUUGAUUGUUUUUCCCCAAAUACGUACUGAAAUCCGAAACAUUUAUCCCCAAAAUGCUGUGGAUGCAGAGUCUCUAGAAAUUUUCUUGAAAAAAAUACUGUUACUUUGGUGGAUUUUUUUUAAAGUGUAUUAUGGAAAUGAACAUAGAGAAACAGUUGAGACCAAUGCUAAUGGAAGAAGCAGAAGGAACUGAGCAGUCUCCUCUUCUCCCAAGUGUGGAAAUAGGAAGAUAGUCACAAGUGCAUCAUGGUUUUCACUGCGAACAACCUCACAAAAUCGUACAAACAAGGAGCAGGAGGUAGGCCAUUCAGCCCUUCUCCCCCAUCGCACCAUUGAACAAAAUCAUGGCUGAUCUGUUCAUAACCACAAAUCCACAUUCCUGUCUACCCCUUAUAUCAUUUCACCCCUUUGCUUUCCAAGAACCUAUCCACUCCUGCCUUCAAAAUAUGCAAACUUCUACUUCCACUGCCUUUUCAGAAAGCUGGUUCCAAUGUCUCACAACCUCGGUGAGAGAAAUGUUGCCUCAUCUCCAUUUAAAAUUUGCAGACAUUUAUUUUUAAACAGUGAUCAUUUGUUCUUGAAUUUUAUCCAAGAGGAAACCAUCCUUUUCAGAUCCACCCUUUCAAGUCCCCUCAGGAUCUUAUAUGCUUCGAUCAAGUUGCCUUUUCCUCUUCUAAACUCCAGUGGAUACAAGGUCAGGCUGUCCAGCCUUUUCUUAUACGUAACGCACCCAUUCCAGCUAUUAGUUUAGUAAACCUUGGUCGAACCAUUUCCAAUGCAUUUACCAAUGCAAUGCAAAUAAGGUGCUCGUUAUUGUACACAGGUACUCCAGAUAUGGUCCCAUCAGUGCCCUGUAUAGUGGAAAUCAUAACCUUCUUUUGUAUUCAAUUCCCCACAUGAGACAUGAUAACAUUCUGUUAGCUUUCCUCGUUACUUGCUGAGAUGCCUUAUUCUAAGAGGAAACCUCAGUCAAGUGUCAGGGCAAACCAAAAAAAACCCUAACUGAGCCAUUCGUUUGAAACCACACUCCCAGUCUCUACACCUGUCUUUGGAACUACUAUUGGGAAAUGUAUCAUUCGUGACAAUACCUUCCCAUGAGCUUAUCACUCCAUUUGAAAGCACAAAAUUGCUAGCACAAACUAUGCAUGUAAAAUAUGUACAGUAGCUGUUCCAGGUUCCUGGAAAGACUGUAAAGGUUUGGCAUUUCAAAGUUUUCUGAAUCAUUGGUAACUUUGUGGAGAGCACCAAAACCUGAGCAAUUGCUGUCUC